AUUAGUUUUAAGAAAUUUUAAUUUUCCUAAAAUGUUUUUCAAUAUCUAACAAAAUCUAUAAAAAUGAAUUUAAAGAUAAUUGAUGAUUAUGUAAAAAGUAACUGAUUUUUAUGAAAUAUAAAAAUAUUAGUUAUAUUUUUGUACUCUCCAAUUAAUUUGUUAAAUAUGGCUUCUACUUCUAGAAGACAAACUACAAUUGGAGCUAGAAAAAGAGGUGUACCAAAAAUGGAAUUGACUGCUGAACAAAAAGAUGAUAUUAAAGAAGCAUUUGACUUAUUUGAUCCAGAUGGCACUGGAAGAAUAGCUACCAAAGAACUUAAAGUGGCUAUAAGAGCUCUUGGAUUUGAACCAAAAAAGGAAGAGAUAAAAAAACUUAUAGCUGAUGUUGAUCCAGAUGGUCUUGGCACAUUAUCAUUUGAAGAAUUUUUAAAUUUAAUGUCUACAAAAAUGUUAGAAAAGGACACAAAAGAAGAAGUUUUAAAAGCAUUUCGUCUUUUUGAUGAUGACAAUACAGGAAAAAUAACUUUUAAAAAUUUAAAAAGAGUUGCUCGAGAAUUAGGAGAAAAUCUUACAGAUGAAGAGCUGCAAGAAAUGAUUGAUGAGGCAGAUAAAGAUGGAGACGGAGAAGUUUCUCAAGAAGAGUUUUUACGUAUUAUGAAGAAAACUAGUUUGUAUUAACAUUUCAUUAUUUAUUUUUGAAUUAUUCUGUAAAGAUUGCUUUUAUCUGUAAGUUGCUUGUGUGAUUUGUGUAAGACAUUACUAUUAUCAAUUAUUUCGAUUUAAAAGCUAACUUUAUUUUAUAUAAUGAUACACAAUACUAAAUAUAAAUAAUAGUUAAUAGUAUACAAUAGUAUACACUGGUAUUAACUUAGAGAUAUUGGAAAAAUAUUAAAUAUUUUGUUCAUAAACACUACAAAAUAAUUAUAAAAAGGUUUAUUAUUAUUUACUUAUUACUUUAUAAUACUUAUAUACUUCAAAAUUUUGUACAACUUCUCAUUUAUUUAGAAGUUUCUUGUUUAAUUGUUGAUAUAGCAGCAUCAAUUAAUGACCUUAUCAACUCUGCUCUUUUCUUACAUUUACUUAAACUUUUUGAAAAUAAAUCUUGUGAAAUUGGGAUUCCACCUAAAUAAAGAAUAUAUAGUAUAUUAAAUCAGCUUCAAUAAUAAAUACAAUAUGCUUAAAUUUACUUAUUUUAAAUAGCAAAUAAAUUUAUACCAGGUUUGUGUAUGCAACAAAUCUUUUCUUCAUUCAUUACAAUUGUCAAUCUUCCUAAACAUAAACUUUCUUCAUCAUCAGUAGGAUCAGCAACCAAUAAUUGACUAAAAAUAUUAAUAUGAAUUCAUAAUUUCAUUUGUUAACUAUUCUAAUGGAUUUCAAAUUAAAUAUAACUUACUCAUUAAAUAUUGCAAAAGUUAUAGAAACUGGUAAUGCUUUAACUAGGAACCUUAUUCUUUUUGUGGAAUUUACAGAUACUCUUCCAGUUUCUAUAUUAUAAAGUGUUUCAGGUAAGGUUACUAUAAAAAAAAUGUAUAUAUUGAAGGUAUAUAGUUAAGUAUAUUCGAACCAUAUUAUUGUAAAUUAUUAAAAACUUACAAGUA
Messenger RNA from Bombus terrestris (buff-tailed bumblebee), 1598 nucleotides. Its product is annotated as caltractin. The record is from RefSeq and is a predicted model, not a curated record. Bases 166 to 678 code for a protein of 170 amino acids. The transcript has 2 exons. Gene Ontology annotation, cellular component: central plaque of spindle pole body. NCBI's taxonomy places the organism in Eukaryota, Metazoa, Arthropoda, Insecta, Hymenoptera, Apidae. Gene Ontology annotation, molecular function: calcium ion binding; enzyme regulator activity. Gene Ontology annotation, biological process: spindle pole body organization.